UUAUAUAUAGAUUUUAGUUUUUGUUAGCGUCAAAACAAAAUAUUUUUUGGAACAGUAUUUUAUUUGAAAUAAUCAGGGAAAUACAAAAUUAUUAAUAAUAUAUUAUUUAGGCUUUGGCAACAAAGAACUGAAAUAUGACAUCUCUUUUAUUAUUAAAAUCUAUGCUGUAUGCAAAUGCAAUACAACAACAAACACAUAAAAAGAAGAAAAGCAAGCUUGCGAAAUCAACUGCUGCAAAGGAAAUAAAAGUUGUUCUAUGUAGAGUGUGUAAUGAGGAAAAAGGGGAUAUACCUAUAUUCAAUAAUAUGACUCAGCCAGAUAUACCAGAAGAAAUUAAUAACAUUACAGGGGUGAUGAUAUCCAUGUCUGAUAGUUUUUCAAAAUUCAUGUGCCAGAAAUGUCUGGAUCUGCUUAAUGGCUGCAUCACAUUCCGAAAAAUGUGCCAGAAAACGCAUGAACUAUUGCUGGAGCUGUCUAUUAAAAAAGAGAAAUGUAAUAAUGAACAAAAAAUUGAUGAGAUUAUAGAAACAGGAGACCCAUAUUAUGUAGCCCCCUCUCCGACAUACUCUGACGACAAUACGCAACUAUGCAUGCAUUGCAAUAAAGGUUUUGGUGAUAUGGUAUCCUAUAACGUCCAUCUGACAAAAUGCAGUGGCAACAAAAUAAGAACUCGGAGACCAGAUGUCUUGCCUCGAGGGAGCAAGAUGUACAAGAAGAAUUAUCUCUGUGAUAUCUGUGGUAAAAUUGCAUUUUCAAAUGCUCAGCUGUUGCAACAUAAGUCUAUCCACAACAAUGUAUUUCCAUUCAAAUGUGACAUCUGUCCAUACCAAGGUCGUACCUUGGAUCUGCUAAAAGUUCACAAGCGAUCGCAUUUGGCUGACAAACCAUUCAAAUGUACACAGUGCCCAAAAUCAACAACAACUUCAAGUAAUUUAUCCAAACAUAUGCGUCAUGUUCAUAGCAACAAUAGGCCUUACAAGUGUUCAUUCUGCGACAAAGCGUUCUCUUACCAACACGACAUGAACAGACACGUGAGAGACGUCCACCUGCGGCAAAACGUGGUGGAGUGUGACGUUUGCUUUAAGAAAUUCAAUACCAGGAAAAUAUUGCAGGGCCACCGUUCAAAGGUACACAAAAUCAAAGGCGAAAGACAAGGUAGAUUACCUUCGUAUUUACAGUGUCAAAUGAAUAGCUCCGAAAAAGACAUGAUAUUAUAUAAUAACGACGAAAAUGAAGAAGAGGCUACACCGGAAUAAUUAUCUAAACGAAAUAUAUAUUUGGGUACUAUAAAUUGUGAAAGUGAAAAUAUUCUAGUUAUACUAGACACUAUCGGCCUAGUCUGUGGCGAAUUUCAAGCACAUACAGAUUUCUUCCUAGCGUGUAGAUACAAAUUUUACAUUCAACACAAGUAAUGUAAUUCGAUUCGCCACGAUCUUGGCUGAUACUGUGUAUUUCUAGUAUUUGUAUUAAUUCCUUGUAGUAACGAAAAGUACAGUUAUCAUGAGUUCCGCCUAAAGAAAAUAUUGAGGUCAAAUUGCUUUAGCUACUGGAAACAAUACACUGCCUUAUCGUACUACAAUUUUAACGCAUGCGCAGUUUUUAGCGUAUAGACACACUGCCGUUUCUGUUGUGUAAAAGCACUGGUGAUAGAAAGGAGGCAUAUGAACAUGACUAAUCUAUAUCCAAAAUAGAAUGGUAUGCUUCAAAUUAAAGGCUUUUUGCCUCUCAUUAAUAUAUGUAUAGCAGAAUUUCCAGUAUUAUUUUAUUAUAUAUACCUUUAUGUAUGUAUUGAAGAAGUAAGUUCGGUCGGCUAAUUCAUUUUGGGAAUUAAUUAUUUGGAAUGCCAGUUUAGAAUUUGGGAAGCAAAAAAAGACAAUUAAUCAUUUGGCCAGCAAAUCAAAAUUUCUUGACAGUGGUCGGCAAUUUAAUUAUAAGCAGGUCAGCAAAAUAAUUAUUUGGACAGCCAAAUUUAAUCAGCAUCAGCAAUUCUUUUGCGCCUUGGGUUUCGUUUGGUCAAUUUAUGGGUGGCCAGGAUCGGAUCGCAAUAGGGGAACUCCUCUAUCCUGUCCUAUGGCUAACAGCAGGGUGCCCUUUAUUUCUUUUAAAAUGAAAUAGAAAUAAAUUUAUUCAUAGGAUACUAACUAAUAUACAUCACAGAAAAUGAAAAAAAUAUAUAUAUUACAAAGGUACAUUAAAUAUGCUACAAAAGCAAACAAAAGGGUACCUACCACUCAACUUGUGCCAUGACGAAGAGCCAUGACGCUGAUUUUCAGUGAUAUAAUAUGUAUGAAUAUGUUCUAAGAAAAUGUUUCAUUUUUAAAACACACGGUGGACCCUUAUAUAGAGCCAACAGACCCCAACGGAACUGCUGCUGAACUCUGCUAACCAAAUAAUUAUUUUGCUGUUCAGAAAGAUGUAAAAUGCAGACCAAUUUACCUAGAUAUAUUUGGAGAUCAAUUAGUAUUACCAAUGAUUAGCAAUAAAAAUAUUCAGCUUUUCAGAAUGAUAUAAAUUGCGAACCAAUUUUGAAACUUUUGCUGACCAAUUAGCUAUUUUAGCGAAUCAAUUUUUUUUUAAUCAAAAUACAAUAGCUGACCGUUUAAAUAACACCUAUGAAUUUUACAUUAGGUACAUUGUAUCCGAUUAGAAUAAUAAAUGUGCAAUUGCCAAAUGCAUUUAAAAAUAUUCAUUGUUUAAAAAUUUGUAGUUCUGCACAGCAAUUUAUUUCUGUAACGAUAACAAUACUUUUUAUUUUUAUUAAUAUAAUUUAUCACAAGUCAA
This is a messenger RNA of Plodia interpunctella (Indianmeal moth), 2781 nucleotides long. Its product is annotated as zinc finger protein 540-like. The record is from RefSeq and is a predicted model, not a curated record. Gene Ontology annotation, biological process: regulation of transcription by RNA polymerase II. The coding region runs from base 135 to 1256 and encodes 373 amino acids. NCBI's taxonomy places the organism in Eukaryota, Metazoa, Arthropoda, Insecta, Lepidoptera, Pyralidae. The transcript has 8 exons. Gene Ontology annotation, cellular component: nucleus. Gene Ontology annotation, molecular function: zinc ion binding; DNA-binding transcription factor activity, RNA polymerase II-specific.